CGAAGCAACCCUCAUCGCCUGGAAAAUCGUGUAGAGCCUGAGCCAAUGUUGUCGGCGAGAACCUCAAAAGUUGUGGGUGUUUUUACCGCCGAUAAAGCUGCUGGCAAGAUUGGUUGGGUUUGGGGUUGGGUAGGAUGGUGUGUAGGGCAAGUAGAUGGGGAGAACUAAGGAACAAGCAUCAUUUACUCGGUUUCCACCCGCCCCUAAGAAACAAAUUAAAUUUAAAAAGGAUAUAAGCCAGGAAAAGGGAUAUGGGAAGGCUCUGAAAAGAAAACCUUGGAAGGGUGUGACAUGCCCUGUCUGUCUUGAGGUUCCUCACAACUCGGUCGUUCUCCUUUGCUCAUCUUACCACAAAGGAUGCCGUCCUUACAUGUGUGCCACGGGAAACCGUUUCUCGAAUUGUCUAGAGCAGUACAAAAAGGCCUAUGCAAAGGAUGAGAAAAGCGACAAACCGCCAGAGCUAUUGUGCCCACUUUGUAGGGGUCAGGUGAAAGGUUGGACUGUUGUGGAAAAGGAACGGAAAUUUCUGAAUUCUAAGAAAAGGUCAUGCAUGAAAGAUAACUGCUCGUUUUAUGGAAGCUACAAACAGCUGAAGAAGCAUGUUAAGUCGGUUCAUCCAAGAUCCAACCCAAGAGCCAUAGACCCUGUGCUGGAGGAGAAAUGGAAGAAGCUUGAAGUUGAAAGAGAGAGGAGUGAUGUAAUCAGUACAGUCAUGUCGACAACACCUGGGGCAGUGGUAUUUGGAGACUAUGUGCUCGAGCCUUACAAUAGUGCUUAUGAUCACUUCGAUGAUGACGACGAAGACAGUGACUCAGAUGAUGAUAUGGAAGGUGGAUUCUUUGAGCUGGGAUCAUUUGCAGGAUUUGACCUGAGUCGUAUACAACCGCGAUUGACUCCAGCCAUUUCAGGCCGCGGACUUCGCAGUAUUCUCACAAGGAACCGGUUGGUUCGAGGCAGAGGUGUGAGCAGAAGGCGGCAAACACAAGAUUGAUGAUUGGAAAGCGGAUAAUUCUACGCCGGCUGACCAAGAUAAGCUCCGAGCUCUAUAAAGCCACAGAGGGAAGGAGUGGGAACAAAACAAAGAGUUGUUGAUUGAAGUUUUUAGUUAGCAGUUUAGGGUUUCAGGUUUGGAAGAUUUGAGUUGGUUGUUCCCUCGACCUUUUGAUUUAAAGAGUUCAAACAUUUCAUAUGCUUUUUGUACUUUUACAUUGAAAAUAUCUUCGGUGGUUUCUUUCUUUAUCUCCU
This is a messenger RNA of Capsella rubella, 1245 nucleotides long. RefSeq lists its product as uncharacterized. NCBI's taxonomy places the organism in Eukaryota, Viridiplantae, Streptophyta, Magnoliopsida, Brassicales, Brassicaceae. Bases 155 to 991 code for a protein of 278 amino acids. The record is from RefSeq and is a predicted model, not a curated record. The transcript is spliced from 3 exons.